Messenger RNA from Lymnaea stagnalis (great pond snail), 17882 nucleotides. The record is from the annotation of a GenBank genome assembly. Lineage: Eukaryota; Metazoa; Mollusca; Gastropoda; Lymnaeidae.
UGAUGGCGCAUUACUCUAUUUUUAACUGACUACAUUGCUUGAAAUACCGAAAGCCAGCGACACAUGAUUUUAACUAAUUAUUUCAGUUUGUGUAAAUACUUCUACUACCACUAAUAAUAACAAAACUUAUUAGCAAUAAUAAUAUGGAUGACUUUGUGCAAACAAAAAUAGGCUAAAUUAAAUUAUUAUUAAUUCAUUAUUACUUAUAAUUACUUUACUUUCUGAUUUCAUUUCAACUUUUUUUGUUAAAAAUUAGCUUAGCCACCUCUAAUAAUAACAGUUAUAAAAUAAUUUUGUAAAGCAAUUAUUUUAUUUGUUUUAAUUUACAGAUAUAAUCUUAAAACUAAACCCUUAGCUUUAAUCUGUCACUGUACAACUGUACAGAAAAUGGCUUCAUUUCAAGUGGAGGCUGAUGCAGAAGUAAUUACUGCAAGACGUACCGAGUCCUUAGAUGCCCCUCAUAUCCUAAAGCUUGAGAAAGCAUGGACAGAGAUGUUGUUUGGGAGAGUAAACAUUGUGAAUAUUAUGUAUGUUUAAAUUUCUUUUUAUGUUAAUAGAUUUCUAGAUUAGGCCUAAAUUUCCACUGCAUUGAUUUGAUAUAGUCUAUCCCACAUCGUAAAAAAAUCUAGUUCAAGGAAAAAUGUGUAUUUAUAUUCAUUUUUUAAAGUUUCUCAUAUACAAUUUAUUAAUUAAUUGCAGUGGUUAAGGGAAUGAACAUAUUUGCCUGCUAUACAUAUGGACACACCACUCUCUACAGCUAUUAAACUUCACAUAUACAGGGUGGGCCAAUAAAGUGAGAACAUUUCGUAGUGUAAUAUUUUACUAGAUGUUCUCACUUUUAUUGGCCCACCCAGUAUACAUAAUAUUUUAACAAACAACCCCCCCCCCACCCCCCCAUCCCCCGUGUUAAAAAAAUAGAAAUACAAAAUGCACUGCCAUGAGAAACAUUCUCAUUUAAUACAGCGAGAAAGCAGUACUAGCCAUUACACUUUGUAACAAAGAUGAUGAGAUUAUGGGACAUGCUGCAUUUCUUGACUACCCAAAUCAUCCAAAUGUCGACCAGGCUGAUUGGGAACUGUGGUUUAGUUCAAGAUACACCAAUGAACAGGUAAUAAAUGCUUUAUAUAUUCAAUGUUUUAAAAAAAUUCCUGAGGUAAAAAAAAUGCUUUAAAACAAUUUAAGAAUGGUAAGAUACUAAUACAAAGACCAUACAAAUACAUGGCAUUACUGUGAUGUUUGCUGUCAUCUGUAUUUCUUAAUAAAGCUAAAAGAUAAAAAAAAUUUUUUAUAACUCAUUUAAAAAUGUAUGCAUUCAUAAAAAUUUUAUUGGUUGUAUUAGAUUAUUAUUUUUUUUAAAUUGAUAAAAUAUGAAGGUAGCCUGUUUACUAUGUUAUCCUCAAAGGUUGCCAGGAGUCAGGAAAUAAAUUAUUAGAAUGAUAUAAAACAAUAGUCUAAUAUUUUCUUUUUUAUAACAUCUGAUUUUAUUCCCUCCACAGAUAACACCACUCAACAGUCUUUUUCUUCAUUACUUUGUUUCAAAAGCACACUAUGAUAUGGGCUGUGCACAAGAGAUUAUCAAGACAGCCUUUAAUGCUGUACCCGAUCUCCAUUUCUUGUUUUUGCUAGUGCCUGAUGGAUACAAAGCAGGUGCUCUAUUAUAAAAGGCUGUGAUUGUUUUCUUUGGUUCUUGUUUUUAAGGACACUCUCAACAAAAGGAAUUUAAGAGAAAAAUAAAAAAAGCACUUCAAUAUAUCUUUAAUUUGAAGACGGAUGAAAUUAAUAAAUGAUACUUUGAAAUUUUAUUCAGUUCAAUAAACACUACCAGAUAAAACUUGUAAUUUUAAUUAUAGUUUUGAUAUUGAUCUGAGAUAUUUUGUUUUUCUCUCUAAAAAUGCUAAUAUUAAAUUUGUUCCAUAAAUCUAUUUACAUUUUGUUAGUAAAACCAAUUUAAAGUUAAUAAAAAUAUUUUGUGUAUUUUUUUUUUAUUAUCAUUGAUUUAAAAAAAAAUGUUUUUGCUCCUUAAAAAUUAUUCUGAAUCUUCUUCUUUUAGAGCCCUGCUUAGGAAAUGUUUUCUCAUUAAUGGAGAAAAAACAAAAUGAUGAGACAUCAGACACUCACUCUCUCUUUGUUUGCAAAAGACAUGAGCAUGUGCGAACACUGCACAUUAGACAAGCUUUGUGAGUAAAAUUUAUACCAGCAUUAGACUUUAAUCUAAAGCUUAUUUUGAUGAUGGCAUUUUUGAUAUUUUAUGCCUCUGCUUCUGAGAUCUUCUGGUUGGGACAUGCAGACAGCUUGAUACAACAGAUUAAUGAAAUUUCAUGAAUAUGUUCUCUUUCCAACUUUAGCCAUACAAAUGAGGCUCACUUAAUGUUACAAAAUGUGUGCAUUGUCAUCAAAUUUAUAACCAUGUUUUUAAUUUUUAGUCUAAGGCUACAAUCUUAUUCUCAACAAAUAUGAUUUUUCUAGUGUUGAAGAUCAUGAUGACCUGACCCCAAUUUUCAACCGACAAAGUGAUAUGCUUCACACAACGUAUGGAGAUUACUUCUUGGCAGAGCUGAUUGAGGCCCAGGAUGCAGACAUGCAGUGCCUUGUGGCCGAGGUGAGAAACCUUCAGUCUAUUGUCUUUAGUUUAGAUCAGGUCUCAAACUCAAGGCCUUGGGCUUCAAGCAGUCCUCUUAACUCUAUCCAUUGAAUCCAACAAAGUGAUUGGUUUUACAUAUAUUAAAAUAAGAACCAACACAUUUGAAUUAUUCCCAUGUGGCCCUUUGGUCUUAUUGCAGUUACAGUAAUUUCAAAUGUUACGUAGCAGUGGUUCUUCUUUGGUUUUGGGCCCCUCCAGUCUCAAUGUGUUUUUUUUUAAAUUUUGGGAUACUAAGUAAUGAGAUCCCUGGCUUUGUUUUCAAUGUUGAUAAUCUUCCUAUCAGGUGGAGAAGACUUCUUAUGGCUUUAUGAGUAUUAGUACAGAUGUGAAUCUUGACCUUCUCAAUGAAUGUUUUGAGUUAAUCCCAUUCAAUGGGUUGAGAAAACCACAUCCUGAUGAUAACAUCAAGCCUCCACUGCUCUCCAGUCGAUCAGAGUCUCGUGUCACCCAAGUGGAUGGAGAUGGUAUCUUAAUUUUUUUCUUCACAGAAAAUCCACAAUUUUAGAUUAACAGAUUCAGUGCAGACAAAAAAACACUAAUACCAAUUACAUUUUUUUGCAUUAUUUUUACUCAAAUAAAUAUUGUUUUAAAAAUAAAAAAAGCCCUACAGUUCGGGAAGUAAAAUACACUUGACACACUAGGAGCAUCAAAAUGUUUCUUUGGGACCUGCAAAAUACAAUUUGGUGCUAAUAUCCAAAUCCUAUUUUAUGCACUUGGCUUAAAGAACAUAUGCAAGAUCAUAACUUUCAUGUAUGUAUAUAGAUUACAAGCCAUUAAAUACAAGGAACAGACCAGGAAGAAUCCCAUUAACUAACACAAUAAUAUAGAGGCCCUAAAUAUUAAAUUUAGACCAUCCUAUUAAUGAGACUCUCAGUACUAAAUGGGUGGCAAAAUAACAUAGGUGUCUUCACUCAAUCCCCAAACUACACAACAUGCUGCUCAUUUACGUCAGUGAACAAUUAGCACAUGAUUUCAGGAGUGUUAGCACUCAGAAUGCAGUAUUGUUCUGUUCAAGACUAGGUCUUAGAGAUUUCAAAUUACUUAACUUUCAUAAUUUGUUUAUUCACUUUUUUUCCAUCGUAAAAAGAUAUUUUGAUAAGACAAGACUUAAGAAACGGCAUGUUAAUAUUUUUUACUUAUUCACAAAACUGAUAUUUUCUUUAUUCUUUAAAAAAAAAAAGUUUGUUGAUUGCUUUCUAUUUUAAGAACCUGAUCAAGACAAAGGAGAUGAUGCUCUGUCAGUAUGCAGUCAAAACAGUUCAAAACGUAAGGUUUGAUAAUUUUAGAAAACCUGCUAGGGAAAAAGAGGACUAUGACAUGGAGGGAUGUCUAAAAAAAACCACUUAAAAUGGUGUAUAGUGCAGGUCUUUUUUAACUACAAAACUAAUCACACACAGACUCACAUACACAUUUAUAUCUAUGUUAUAAUCCAUAAAAGACAUCACAAGCACGAACUCAUUUACGGAUUUGCCCUUAGGAGACAAGGCGAGAGUGAAAGAAUGGAAAAGUGAUUUUGAUUCCUGAAAUAUGACAAAUCUGAAUUUAGACACCCAGUUGCCUAUAUACAAGCUACAGAUUUCCUCAAAACUUCUGGCAUAGAUUUGUGUCAUGUUUUCUACAGCUAAAAUUAGCUCACCUAAUAUCACGAAGCUGAGUGAGCAGCCAUUGAUUGGUAUCUCUGACAGUUCAACCUACACAAAGACCCCUCGGACUUCUUUAUCUAUAAGCCCAACCAACAUAGAACUGCCUAAACCAAGUGUAAGUUUAUUUUCUCUAAUAGAGAUCAAAGAAUUAUGCAAAAUUGUAAAUGUUUAUUUUUUAAAGAGGGAGCGGCUAAGCCAAAUUAAACAUUUUUUUUUUUUUUAAGAAGGUAUUAUUUAGGUUUGAGAUUAUGAAUUUUAAUAGUAAUACUUUCUGAAUGGAGUUGUUACCCUUAUUUUUUAAAAUAAUAUUGUCUCAUGUUAAAAUUUCCAAAUAUUUUAUACUAAUCUGUGUAAAAUUUCCACUACAUCUGUAAACCUCUCCUUUAUUUUAGGACACUUGUCCCUUUAGUAUCCUAUUUAAAAAUUUUAUUUAUUGCUGCUAAUGAUAUUUCAUAUAUAAUGUGUUGUCACACCAGGAACACAACCAACUCAAGGUCCCAAAGUCUCUGUUGCCCCCUCCCUUGAAGAGAUUUGUCCCCACUUUUUGUGGAGCACCAAACGCAUUCAGCAUCCAGUUGUUCUGCAUUGCUGAGCAGUAUGAAAUGAGGUAAAGAACAGUAGGACAAUUCUUUGAACUUUGCGCCAAAAUUGUGCAGUACGACAACCUCAAAAUAAAAAAUCUCGAUUAGUUGAAAAGUUUUUAAAAAAAUGUCUUUUCAAACACUUAUCUAAAUACAUUUGGUUUAAGAGGCAUUGGCCAGGAAUCAAGUGCCUAGGUGCACUUGAAGCAAUGCAUGUUUUCUAAAUCAUUUCUUCCUUGUUCAUUCCCAGAUCGUUUGAUUUUUUGCCUGUGGCCUUCUCAAAAUUUCCUGACCGUGACUUCUGUGUCAUCACUGUGCCACACAUGGUCCCAGAAUUUCCUCUUAUUCAAAGCUUUGUGGUGAGUUUUCUUUGUCAUGAAUAAAUAAGUCAUCUAUAUUUAAAUUUUCAGCACUAAAAAGUUAAAGUUGUUUGCUAAAACAAAAAAAAAUUUAUUUCUUUUCAGAGAGUGACACCAAAAAUUCCUAGCAUCCUUCCUCAAGAACUUUAUGUGUUCCAUCGUUCAGGACUGCUGAAGUAAGUUUUUGUGUUACAUAAUACAGUGAUCGGCAAACUCAUUAGUCAAAAGAGCCAAAAAUCAGCAGCAGGAUGAUUAAAAAUUGUUUGAGAGCCAAAUCUCCUUUAAAAAUCUGUCAAGACAUGUAAUUUUAGGAGCCAAAACCGAUUUGUAGCUGACUGGCCGAGCCCCACUCAGGCUGCGAAAGAGCCAAGAUUCGCCGACCACUGACGUAAUACAUUAAGCCUGAACUUCAAGAUUCUCGUUUGUAAUCAAUGUACACUAUCAUCUUUGUUAAAAACUGCAAAAAAUCGAGAAAAAAAUCAUCUAUUUUCAUUAUAUCUUAAGACUGGAGUAAUUAUAUAAUAUUUCAUAUCUGCUAUUCAACAAGCCAGCUUUUUUAGGCAAUAAGACUUUAAGAUUCAAAUAUAUAAUAUUUGUUUCACAUUGCAGCAAAAAGGCAUUUUACCAGGAUUAGAUCUUGUGGUGUUGCUUUUUUAAUCGGAACUAAUAAACUAGACCAGCAGUUCCCAACCUUUUUUUAAUUUCCAAGUUCCCCUUGAUUAGACUUUUCCCUUUUUUUUUUUUUUUUUACCUUUCCUCCACUAAUCCUUAAAAAAGGUAAAUAAUCCAAUAAAUCAGAUAAAGCUAUUGCCAUUUCUACGCUUUUUUUGUCUAUUUUAUUUUUUUUUUUAAUUUCCAAGUUCCCUUUUAUUAAACUUUUUUUUUUUUUUUUUUUUUUUUACCUUUCCUCCACUAAUCCUUAAAAAAGGUAAAUAAUCCAAUAAAUCAGAUAAAGCUAUUGCCAUUUCUACGCUUUUAUUGUCUAUUUUAUUUCAGCUUCCCUUUUUCAUAUAUAAAAUAAUAUUUAAAAAAUGUCAACCACAUUAACUUUUAAUGAAAGUUCCAAUAUUAUUUAUUUCAUUUAAAACAAGUUAUUCAUCUUGUAUUGGUAUGCAAAGGUUCCAACAUGGCUCUUAAUAAUUUGAAUGGCAUCCUUGAGGUUGUUUCUUGUAUACUAGUUAAAAAAAAAAAAAUCAGGUUCAAAUGAAGAUAAUAUAAUCUCAAAUCGGGAGCUGCUGUAUAUUUAAUACUAAUCUAUGUUUAAGAUGAGAAUGCUCUUUCAACAAUGCCAAAAUGGUAAAUCAUUGCAAUAUAAUAUUUGGUCAUAAAAUGUAAAAAAUCAAUAAAAACUUUUAAUAUCGGACUUAAAUCCAACAAUAUGGGAAUGGAUGUACUAGGGUAUGAGGCACUUAUAAAAAUUGACCAAUGUCACAAUUUGCCCAUUGAAAAUGUAUGAAAAAUAUUUGGUUUAAUGGUAAUUCUUAUGUCAUUUUUAAACUUUAGAGGUAAGAGGUUAUGAAAAACUUCCUGAUCAGUGCUAAACAUCAGCAAAUUUAAUUUUCUUUGUGAAGUAAAUUUCCACUUUGACUUCUAAAAAAAAAUCUUUUGAGUAAAAAUAACUUACAAUUUCAGGAAUUUCAAAGUACGCCCAGCUUUUCCCAAAGAUUUCGAAGCUAUUGAAAAACUUGUGUCCACCAUUGAAUUAAAUGAGCACAUUAUUUCUGACAUGAAACAGUACUACAUUGCUAAACGUGACAAUGUAAGUGAAAUACAUCAUCAUUGUUUUUACUGUUUGAAUUCAUCUAUAACUAGGAAUAUAUUGAUAAUAAUACACCUCAAUAGAAUAAUAAUCUUUUCCCCUCAAGCUGUAACUCACAUAUUGGACUUGAAUUGUUUGUGAAAUGUCGUUAGAAAAGGUAAUUAUUCACAAAGUUCUUUUUAAAAUAUACAUACUCUAAAAAAGCCAUUUUCUAUGUGUUGCAACAAAAGUUUUAUUUGUCCAUCAUUAUGGUUAUAAUAAUAAUAAUAUGUGUGACACUUAAACUUUCAAAAGAAUACAGUAGUUUUUAAUUAACAUAAAUGAAUAUUAGUGAACCUCUGAAGAAUGAAACAGAAUUAUAUUCCUUAUCAUUGACAAAAUGACUAAAAAAAUUUACAGUAUUAACUCAAAUUUCCAGACAAAUUGUUAGCAGAUUUAAUAUGUAAAAAUGCAGAUAAUUGAUGACAUAUGUAAUAUAAUAAAUUAAAUUUUUCAUAAAUAAUAACAAAUUUUGUUUCAAAAAUGUAUUACUGAACAUCAAAGAUUUUUUGUUGCUUGUUUUUUUUUAAUCUGAACGAAAAAAACUGUUUUGAUUAUGCUUCCUUCCUUUCUAGUUUAAUACUGUUCAAAUCUUUAUAUAAAAGCAUGGAAAAUCAAUUUUUAGAUAUUUGCAUUGGCUUUGUACAGAAAAGAAAAACAUAUACAUGGCAUCUUUCAUCCAACAAAAAUCCAGGUUUUCUUAUUUUAAAUAUUGUAUACCUCACUAUGAUUCUAAUUUGGUAUGCUUUUGAACUUUUCCUUAGGAUGGAACUGAAAUUCAAGCUUUUGUUGGGGAAUGCCUUGGGCAGGUGGUCGGCUUAUCCAUUCUGAGAAGAGAAGAGGUAAAUCAGAAACAAAAAGUUGUAUAUUAUCUUUUGUUGUCUUGAUCAUCUAUUCCACCACAUCAAUUCUUGAUCUUUUAUUGACAAUUUUGAAACACUGGAAGUAGUAUCUCUGAGAUGAUGAAUGGGCCAUUUUCAUUUAACAUAGUUUAUAAAAUGAAGUAAAAUAGUUAAGCUCUUAUUAAAUUGUGAAAUUAAAAUACUUAUACCCUAUUUUAUUUUUCAACAUUCCCCAAAUAGUGUAUAUUAUUUAUGACGCAUAUAGUAUUAACAUAACAUGUUAUUCAUUCAACAUAAAUAUUUCAUUUUCUUUGCUAACUGCAUUGAAAACUUUUCAAAAGCAAGACUCACUUUUUAAAGUAAUACUUAGCUUGAAAAUGCAAUAAUAAUAAAUUUGUUACAUUUUGAGCAUACUAAAACUAUCAUUUUGUAGGUAAUAUCUUACAUAUAAAUUAAAUGUGUAGUAAUGCAUGAAUCACCUUUAGCCAUAAUGAUGUUUUCUACUAGAACAUUGAAUACAUCCGUUCAAAUUAUAAUAUUGAGGACUUCAUCUACUUCAACCAUCAUGGAAGAGACCAACAUGGCCACCUGCAUCACUUUGUCCUAAAUCCAGUUUUCAAUCACUUGACCAAACAUUUCUUUAAGGUAAAGAUAUGGCUUUUAGUAUCAUUCAAAUUAUUUUAUACAUUUGAUUGAUUUGAAUGUUUAAAUUUAGCAUUCUUUGGGAGCUACUGACCAAAAAUCUGAUAAGAAUGAUUUUGCUUUUAAUAAAUUAAACAUGGAUAUGUCAACAAAAAUAUUUUAAUAUUAUUUAAUAAACAAUUUGUAACGUUGUAAUAUGUGACAGAGGACAUGCAUAAUCCAAAGGACAUUAAUUGCUUAAUAAAAAUUAUCUGUUUAAAAAUUACUUUCCAUAUAGGUCUUUCAUGAGGCAGACCUAAUUAGAACUGAACAAAAUAUAUUUUAAAGUUUUUUAAGUUAUGCUAAUUACCCCCACCCCUUUUUGUGGUGUUUUAAAUUUAGAGCUACCAAAAUGUAUUUAUUGUAUAAUAUCUCUCUGGGUCCUUAACCUGCAUUGAGCUGUAACAGGUGAGGGAGAUAAAGAUGCAAUUAAAGAAAAAAUAACGCAAAAAAAUUUCAGCGCAUUUUCUUUGUAGCUUUGGUCAGGAGGUUCAAGGAAUGGACUUCAUAUUCCACUGCUAAUACCUGGCAUGAGCAUUGCAUAAGUUGUAUAAAUUAUUAAUACAUUAAUCUAAAUGGAACCAGUUAUAUUACUUUUUUGUACAAACAGCAAUAAUAUAUAGAGCAAGAGGCAUCUCUCAAUGUUUUAUAACUAAAUAUCUAUGCUAGCAGAAAAGUAACCACUAUUUUAAUUGUUAUUGGAAAAUGUGGUCAAUAAAAGAAAAAAGUCAAUAAUCAAUCACUUUUGCACAAUUUUAAACAAAAAAACAACUUUUGUUAAUAGCUCUCAUGGUUUACCAUUAUUCACAAAUGAUUUCAGGAAAUACUUCGACUUUCAAGAAAAACAAGCCUUUAUUAUCCUCUAUAUCCAGCAUAUACAACAGAAGAGGUAAAUUUUAUUAUUAGACACAAAAAUCUGUAAUUUAAAAAAAAUAAAUAUUUACCUUGGGUUUAUGGUAAAAAAUGAUUUUAAUAAAUAGUCAUAAUAAAAUCGGUGAGGUAUUUUCUUUUACAAUCUAUCCAUACUCAUUUAAGAACCUUAUUAUUCAAUCACUUCAUCAUUAAUCAUGUAUGGUAUAUUUAGACCCUGGCAAAGCACUCAUUAAUCACUGGACUAAGCUCCCUGGUCCCAGUACGAGCCAGGCGCCAGAUUGACUACCCUGAUGGACUCGGCAUCAAUGGGCCAUCAGAUCGGGUGAUAAAGAAGCUUCCUCCUUUUGCCCUGAAUCACAUCAACAGGAAACUAGUCCUUGAGCCAAAGGUGAGCCACAUGAUUGGUUUGUCCCUUUUUUUUUGGUCUGCCAUAAGACAUGUCUGUUGGAGUUUAUGUCUUUGUGCAAAGUUCCAACAUACCUUUUGAUUUUGUUUAAGAUAUGAUAAAAUAAGACAAGAUUCUUGUAUUGGUGCAGACAUAUCUUAUUAUGCUGUGAUCACAUUAGAUAGUGAAAAAAUUCUGAUUUAACUUUAAUUUUAACGUAAGACCGUUUAAGGUUUUUAAAAAAAAACAAAUUAAGACCAGCAAUUCAGUUGUAUCAUCGUUCCUAGCUUUUCCACAAAUCAUAGGACCAAUUUUGUUAUAACUCAGUGCACAAACAUCAAUAUGUAAAGCAUGUGUAUGAAAACAUUAUAACCUGUUACAGUCAGGGAAUUCAGUAUUUGCUUGUGUAUGCUUGUGUACAUGUUGGGUUAACAUAAAGAUCCCUAUGUUUCUAUACAAAGGUUUCCAUAAAUGCCCGCAUUGUUGUAGUCGGAGCAUCAGAUGUUGGACUUACCUUCUUAGAGACACUUGUGUUUUGGUAUGUAAUUAUUAUACGAACAUUGUCAUAUUAGCUAUUCUAACCAGGAUAAAAGGUGGGGUAUGGGGAACAAAAAAGAGCUUUCAGAACUGCUUAUUUCUUACAGUGAUGACUUCUUUGUAAUUUAUUUAUUGAAGCAAGAUCUACUUACUAAUACAUAAAUUAAUCAUAUUAUUAGAAAUUAAGGGGCCAGCCAUAAAUGAGGUAACAUAUUUAGGGGGAAGGGAUUCACAAAUAUGUGACAAUGUGUGCCAAGGAUGUUUAAAUUUUAUGACAAUUGUGGAACAAUUUUGGGAAGGGGGGGGGGGGGCCGUAAUCCCAAAAUAGGGUGUCAUUUUUUGAUUGCACCAAAAGGGAAAAUGAAAAUAUAUGGGAGAUUACAAAUAGCCAUAAAUGAGGUAACAUAUUUAGGGGGAAGGGAUUCACAAAUAUGUGACAAUGUGUGCCAAGGAUGUUUAAAUUUUAUGACAAUUGUGGAACAAUUUUGGGAAGGGGGGGGGGGCCGAAAUCCCAAAAUAGUGUGUCAUUUAUUGAUUGCACCAAAAGUGAAAAUGAAAAUACAUGGGAGAUUACAAAUAGUAUUAGAAUCACACUGAGUUUAUCUCCCCUGUUGCUUUUAUGACAAAAUUAAAAUUCACAAGCAUCUUAAAUCAGCUUGCCUACAUUUUCCCUACAGUCCACAUUUAAAGUUCAAUAACAUCACACUGAUCUCCCCUCAUGGUAUACCUGGUGACCUCCCACCUCAUGAACUCAGAGACAUGUUCCUACCACAAAGGUGAGACUUCAAAAUCUUCAGGAAAUACUUAUAUAUAUUUAUAAAUAUAUAUGUAGGCCUAUAUGUGAAGAAUACUUCUAUUUAUUAUCAAAACUCAAACCGACUUCCAGAUAUUUGGCUUUGAAAUGAUUUUUAUUCACAGAAUAAGUGGUCGGAUAUGAGAAAAAUGCUUUUAAUUUUAACUAGGAAAAAAUCAUUUUACAAGUCAAACCAUUUCGGAAUUGAUUUUUCUCAGAAACAACUUGAAUACCGGUACAAAAAUUUGUUGAAUUGAUGAGUUUAUAUUUAUUCUUUCAAUUGAAAAAAAAUUAUUUAAAUGUACAAACGGUUUUAAAUCAAUUAAACGUUUUUAAAGAGCAAACAACUUUUUACUUACUUACUUAUGCUUUUCACCCUACCUGGCCAUCGACAAGAAUUUUACAUUCAUAUCAAUCCUGUGCUUUCUUUUCCAAUUGCUUCCAGGUGUAUCCCAUACCUUGUGUGCCUGCCUCUAGCUUGUGUCUCCAUUUUUUAUUCGGCCUUCCUCUCUACCCUUUCCCUUGUGAAUUCCAUGUUAGGGAUUGUCUGCUGAUCUUAUCUGGGGGUUUGCGAAGAGUGUGCCCCAUCCACCUUCAUCAUUUUACUAUACAUGAAAUUAUUUUAAAAUGCGCAUGAUUUUAAAUAACCAGACUCUAUGAUAUAUUUAUUCCAGUUUCGCCUUCCCAAAAGAUGAUGGUUUUGCCAAAAUAUCCUUGAGGACAUGGAUCAAUGUUGUAUAUGGGAAGAUGACAGCAAUCAACAGGCAAGCAAUUACUGUGACAUAUAGUGUGGUUUAGCCCAUAGCUAAAAACAUCACCACUUCGAGAAGAAAAACAUUCCCUUUUAACUGUAUAAAGAAAAAUAUUCCCUUUUAACUGUAUAAAGAAAAUAUUCCCUUUUAGCUGUAUAAAGAAAAAUAAUAACAGAUUUAUUAUAUCAUGACCAAAACUAUUAACAACUUUUUAACUAUUCUUGUGCGGUGUGUGUAGCUGAUCAUGUUUUGUACUGCUCAAUAAGAGAUAACAAAGAAUUUUCAAAUUUUAGAAACCAUUUUAUUACUUGGGCAGAAAAUCCUUUGAUGAAAUCUGGUUUAAUUCUCCAGGACAAAAAAGCAAGUUCUUGUAAAUGGAACCAGCAUAGUACCCUACGACCAUUUGGUCAUUUGUACUGGACAGCAGUUUCAGGUCCCAACACCAACUGGUGCCGAUGUGCACAACAACGUCACCAAUCAGAACCUACCACAGCCCCCGGAGAAACAUUACCAGGGCCCCGUCCCACCCAACCUCUGCCUGAUUAAUGACACUUACGAUGCUGCCAUGCUACUGCUCAGGCUGGACAUUACACCUCACAACAGUAAGAAUUACCAUUAAGUUCAAGUCACUUUCUCAUGUUAAUAGAAAUUUGCGGUCAGAAUUUUUUUCUACCAAGGGUUGUCUCCUUCUUCUUUGCCUUAAACAUAUCUUUCCACACCUUCUGACCCCUAGCCAUCUUCAUAGAUUUUUCAUAUCUUCAUUACAUCCUUGCUCACCUCUCUUGGGUCUUCCAAGAGUUUUUUUUUUACACAAAUCUAAAUAAGAAGUGUAGUGUCUUGAAAUCUUCAUUUAAAAUUUAUUAAACAUUUUAAAGAGAUUUAUAAUUAAGCUAAAAAUCAAUACAGCAUUGUAUAAUUUGAAUGAGUUUCCUCAUAACUUUAGUUUCAUCUUCUUCUACCUACAUUCAUUUCCUUUAGAUUAUUACAGCGCAGUCGUAUUCGUUAUUUAGAUUUGUCACAUACAUUGAGGAUUUAAUUCAUUAUACUCUUUUCAUUUCCAUUACUCUAAGUUUUGUAAUUGGAAAUAGCUGAAACUAACUUUUUUCUAAAAGUUUGAUUGAGACUAUCAAUCAUGGGGAAUUCCAUUAAAAAGUGGGUCACCCAAUUACCUGGGUACAUUAGACAUCAUAGUUUUGAAGGUCACCUGGGAUUCACAGAACCUUUUACAAGGAUGCCAUGUAGUUUUUAUACUUGGGAGUAAUGUUGUGGGAUAUUCAAGACAAAUCAUGUGUGAUGUUCACGACAAAUCAUGUGUGAUGUUCAAGACAAAUCAUGUGUGGUGUUUCAGACAAAUCAUGUGUGAUGUUCAAGACAAAUCAUGUGUGAUGUUCACGACAAAUCAUGUGUGAUGUUCAAGACAAAUCAUGUGUGAUGUUCAAGACAAAUCAUGUGUGAUGUUCAAGACAAAUCAUGUGUGAUGUUCACGACAAAUCAUGUGUGAUGUUCAAGACAAAUCAUGUGUGGUGUUUCAGACAAAUCAUGUGUGAUGUUCAAGACAAAUCAUGUGUGAUGUUCACGACAAAUCAUGUGUGAUGUUCAAGACAAAUCAUGUGUGAUGUUCAAGACAAAUCAUGUGUGAUGUUCAAGACAAAUCAUGUGUGAUAUUCAAGACAAAUCAUGAUCCAAUUGCAAAACUGAAAUCCCAGCCAAGGAUAAUUCAAGAUUUUUACUCCAAGCAUCCCCUUAUAAAUAGGGAUAAUAUAUGAGGGACCCUGGUGGAUGAGACUUGUUGACUCAUCUAAGGGAAGGGAACUCUGAAUUCAAACCCAGAGAUGGAGUCCCGUAGGCGGAAAACAUCGGCACAGUGAAACACUCUGACAAAUCCUGCGAAGCCACUGGUGCCAAGCUGUAUCAUCCACAUGAUGUUCCCUUGGGUUAUCCAGUGGCGUGAAGAGAGACAAUUUGCUUUGUAGGGAACCAGCUUAUAAUCUUAAAAAGAAUAAGCCUAGGCCUUGUGGAUUUCAUCCUGUGAAGUGUACACCAUCGCCACACUGUGAUGGAUGGAUGGAUGGAUGCCAGCAAAAAAAAUGUUUAAAAAAAAAUAAAAAUAAAUGAUAAUAUGAGGACCUCGUUCAUGCCAUGUAAAGUAAAUAAAUAGUGAACAAGAUAUGUUUAGCCUUGAAAAUAAAAGACAAGACAACUAAACAGAUGUUUCUGUUACCAGAAAUUUGAUUGAAAGAAAUUUCGUCGAUGGAAAAUUGAUCGACGGAAAUUUGAUCAAACAGAUAUUUGGUCAAUUCUUUUUUUCAGUUCACAUUUUAAAAUUUCGUCAAAUUUCUUUUUGAACGCACUAUACUAUAGUAAACAAAAUAAUGCAUUAAAAAAGAAAUUUGAAGCAAAAUUUUAACGCAUGUACUGAAAAAAAUAUUUGACCACAUUUCCAUUCGAUCAAAUUUCUGUCUAUAUAUUUUCCAUCAACGAAAUUUCUUUCUAUCAAAUUUCCCGAUACAGGAUGUUUCGGGCAGAUGUCUUCUUCAGCAGAAACUACAAUACAAUAAACAAAAGAUAAAUUUAAGUUAAAAUUAAAACUUAUGUGUUGGAAGAUCUUAAUAAAGUCAAUGUAGCUCAAGAUUGAGAACAGGAAGUGCUUUAUGUUAUUGUUAGAUACAGAAGCUGAGUUGUUGAAACGUACGUCCAUAUUAUUAAAUAGAUAUACGAGGAAAUCAAAGAUUCAUGAGGCCCAGAAACGUAAAUACCAUUCUAUUAUAUUCAUAAGUAAGAACCUAAUUCCAAAUGCCAUUGAAGUUAAACUUUUCAAUGAAUCUUAAGCCAAUUUCUUAAUUUUUUCCCCCCCGCAGAAAAAAUUGUAGUCUAUGGAAACAGCAUGGAGUGCUACACAACUCUGCAGGCCUUGCUCCGUCUGGGAUUCCCUGGCUCCUCACUGACCUUAGUGGAGCCUCCUAUAAUUGAGGUAAGUGCUGGCUCUGGUGGGCUAAGGCCCUUAACUGUUUCUCUUUCAUGUCCAAUAUCUCAAAACGAUCUUUAUUAUUAUGAGUAGCACUAAGCAAAAUUUAUUUUGGAUUUUGACCUGUUUAGUCAGUUAAGUGCUGAAAAGCUAGUAUCAGAAUUAAACCCAGGCAUAACUGACUUCAGGAGCAGCUGAUAUGCAUUCAACAGUCUUUUCAGAGGCCUGUGGCCUUUGACUGAGUCAUAACAUAAUGUACGGUGUAGACCAAAACAUUUUUCUUGGAUCUUCCUAAUGAUAUCUUUUGCCUCAACUUAGCUCAUGAUUUCAAAUGUUAGUUUAUGGGUUUUUUUGGCCAUGCAUUAUUAAUAGAUAAGAAUGAACUUUAUAAAUAUGUUAAAAUAUAUUUGGUGAGCUACUUCUUUAUAUUAUUUCUAUCCAUUCCUUACAUUUUUUUUUUUUUUUGAAGUGUAGCGCAACUUUAGUCUUUUAACUGAAUUUUUAAAAAAAAAAUUUUCAAGUCUAUUUUUAAGUCUAUUACCGGUGGAUUCAUUUAUAACUUCUUUAUAAAUAUGUUAAAAUAUAUUUGGUGAGCUACUUCUUUAUAUUAUUUCUAUCCAUUCCUUACAUUUUUUUUUUUUUUUGAAGUGUAGCGCAACUUUAGUCUGUCAACUGAAUUUUUAAAAAAAAAAUUUUCAAGUCUAUUUUUAAGUCUAUUACCGGUGGAUUCAUUUAUAACUGGUCCCAAACUUAUGCAUUUGUGCAGUCAGUAAACAGUGUAAGCAUUUUAAUGGUGAAUAUAAAAGACAUAUACCCUCUGUGACCUUUCAAAAUGGGUUAUAACUUUUGGUAUUUACUCAUGUUUUUUGUCAUGCUUAGGGAGUGACUUGCUUUAACAAUCCAGAUGUGGAGCAAGAAAUGAAGAAAUGCCUGAACAAAGCAGACGUGACCAUGCAUGGCAACUGUUACCUGGCCAACUGGAACGAUGGCCUCUACGAGAAGGGACAAGAUAUUAAAAACUUGACCUUCACAACCCCAACCAGCUACGUGAAAAUGGAUUGUGAUGUAAGUUGAACAGUUCUAUUCCUUCCAAGUAACUGCAGUGUGACGUUUCAAACAGCGUUGACAACUCUUACAGCUUUUAAAAAAAUGGGCAUACUCAGCUACGUUUCUGUAGCAAUAUUUGAGUUCCAACUUAUGCAGUGGUGAAGGAGGGGGGUGGGGUGUGGUGCGCCACUGGCAGCCCAUUUUUUUCUUAAUAUGGAGGGGGCCACAGUUUUUGUCAAUUGCAGAUUUUUUUUGUGGUGUGGGGAGGCAAACAAUCUUGACCCGCCAAAAGUGGCCCCUAACACUAGCCAUGCCACUGAACCUAUGCUCUGGUACUGUCUUAAACUUUUAUCCACAAAUAACAUUUCUUGGCGCCAAGAGCUGUGGGUGUGGAUUAAGAGACACAGAUAUGGCACGCCACUAUCAGGUGGAAUAUUCAUCCUAUGUAAUGGAUCAUCCAUCCAUCCCAUGUAGGGCUUUGGUCCACAUUAUCCAACGAUCAAAGUAUCUAAGCCUAGGUCUGCCUUUGAGCAUUUUCCUCUGGGGUUUUGAUGUUGUACCCUCUUCACUCCUCUGUCAUUUGGCAUUCUUUCUAAAUGUCCUACCCAGCACAGGCUACCCUUUUUUAUCUCUGCUGCUGGUGUGGGAUCCUGAUAUAGACUGUACAUUUCAUGGUUGGUUCGUAUUCUCCAUCCAUAUUCAUCCUUUGUUGGUCCAUAUAUAAAAAUGUAUAAUACAAUAUAUUAUGUAAUUGUAGCAAUAUGAAAACCAGAAAAUCAUGCUCUUCCAAAAGUAAAAUGUCAGUUUUUAACGAACUGUCCAAUAAGAGUUUAUUUAAUUUAUUGUGACUGCCUUUUGUUGCAUUCUUUUGACAUCAAUAAUGAUUAAAGGAACCUCACACUAACAUAACAUUAAUGGGUGAUCCACUUUUGUAAUGCUUGUCAAUUGUUGUUAUGAUGAGUAGUAAUGUGGGGAAAAGAAAAGGUGGGUUGGGGGGGGGAAUCAUUAAGACAUCUCUUUUUUUUUUUUUUGGUGGUACUGUUACUUUAAAGAAAUGAGAAUCACUAAUUUAAAUUUUUUAAAGUGCAAAUGGGUAAGUGUUAUAUAAUGUUCUUUUCAAUGUCAAUUUUUCAGAUCUUCAUUUGUUACUUUAAGAAGGAUGUGGACAAAGCAGCCUUCAUAGGUGACUAUUUCAAUGUUUUAAAAACAUGAGUUAAGCUGCAAGUUCAGAAAAGAUUUUAAAAGUUAUUGAUUUACAAUAAAAUUGUGUGUUCUUCUAUUAGAUAUUUUCAUUAGUAAUUUUAGACUGACUAAUAGUCAAUUGCAUUUUAUAUAAAAGUUUUCAAGAUGUUGAAGAAGUAGCUUAAAACGGCACUAAUUUAUUUUAGUUAUCUGUUGAUUGUAAGUGGAUGAAAGAUGAUCUUGUCUUUGACAAAUGGAAAUUUUAAAACUUAAGUUUUAUUUUAGGAGAUACGCAAUGAAAAACUAAUAAAUAUGCCUUAAUUUGUCUCUUUUUUCGUGUGGCAGUAUCAGCUUUGAAUUUUUUUAAAAAUGUUUAAAUCUAGAUCACAUCAUACCACCACAGCUGACAAAAUUAGUCUCAUUAUCAAUCUCUUGAUAGUUGGGUCCAAUUAAGUUCAAUUAAGUUUUGUGUUGAAAUCAAGGCAGUGUACUUGAUAUCUCUGCACGAAACGAUUUUAUUAUAUUGAAAUGAUAACUUCGUAACAGAAAUAAAAUGCCUACAAUUAAUUUUUCUCAGCCUACUACAGCUAUUGUUCAAAUCAACUUUUAAUUCUCUUACAACCACAGCAAUGAACUGUGCCUGUCUGGUGUUUGAUGGGAAGUUGGUGAUCAACUCAACAUUCCACACCAACGAUGUCUCCAUCAGGGGAGCCGGACCGUUGACCAAGUUCUCAAGGAAAUAUUACUGUGAUCCUUGGACGCAUGCAAACUUCAACUCCAGAGAAGUCGGCAUUGCGGUAAGU